CAUGCGGUAGGUGUGUAGAAACAACGACAACUGCGAAGAAAAUCAAUAAGCUUCACACACCACUUCACCUUCACUGAAGAAGAAAGAGAAUAAUGCAGCUCUUCAACAUUCCUCUUUUUGGCCUUAUCCUGUUCUUAAAUCUGCCGCUGCUCAGCGCAUAUCCUGUCUACAACGGGUUACUGACCAAUGACGACAUGGAUGUCUUAAAGGUACUUCUCCAUCGACUUGGAGAGUCCAUUCCUGAGCGGAGCGAGGUCGAGCGGGUCGCCACAGAAAAGUUGGACAACAUGACUCACGAAGCCAUCGCAAUGGUUGCAGAGGAUGAGCGUGAGCAACAACAAAACCGACUCGACAAAUCCGCAAUAAGAGAGUUCCUCUCGGCUCGGGACCUGAAAACUGUCCGAAACGACUCAACAUCGAAGAGAUACUCGGGCUGCUUCGGGCGAAGGCUAGACCGAAUCGGCUCAAUGAGCUCUCUUGGAUGCAACACGGUUGGCAAAUACAAUCCAAAAAGAAGAUGAAGUCUUACACAUUACCUGGAACAGCAAAGUCAAUACUUACCAAGGGGUAUUCUUAUUUAUAGUCUGUAGGCUACCUAUUUAUUUUCAAUUUAUUACAUUUUUGUUUAUUGCCAAUAUAUUUAUUUGAACCAAUGCAAGAGGUUUCUUUAUAUGGUGUCAUUGGUGUACAAUAAAUGUUUACAAUUGCUCA
Oncorhynchus mykiss (rainbow trout) is the source of this 711-nucleotide messenger RNA. Its product is annotated as brain natriuretic peptide. The record is from RefSeq and is a predicted model, not a curated record. Gene Ontology annotation, cellular component: extracellular region; cytoplasm. Lineage: Eukaryota; Metazoa; Chordata; Actinopteri; Salmoniformes; Salmonidae. Gene Ontology annotation, molecular function: hormone receptor binding; hormone activity. Gene Ontology annotation, biological process: negative regulation of systemic arterial blood pressure; neuropeptide signaling pathway; cGMP biosynthetic process.